Messenger RNA from Protopolystoma xenopodis, 1035 nucleotides. Lineage: Eukaryota; Metazoa; Platyhelminthes; Monogenea; Polystomatidea; Polystomatidae. The record is from the annotation of a GenBank genome assembly.
AUGAACAAGCUUCAAGCAGAUAAUAUGAACCUGAUUUUACCCCAAUCUGAAGGAGGUGACGUUUCUUCGAUUAAAACAACCAGCAAAACGCCAGCCUCCCCGAUCUCAGAUGGCUACAGUGCUCCAACCGAAUGGACGACUGAUCAUGAGAUCUUCCGACCCACAUCCACAGCUACCUACGAAAAUCUACCCUCUGGUCAGAUUCGCCGUGUAUUCAGGCCCAUUCUAGAACGUCCCCCAUUGCAAUCGGAUGCCGCCAACUCAAAGCUGGAGUGGCAGAGGCAGCUGGAAUCAACAUCGCGAAGGACAAAACAAACUGACGUCAGUCUGGUCGCCAAGCACGAGAUACAUAGUCCCUAUUGGAGGAUGAGUCAAGACAGUGAAGAGUCUGUUCCGCCCCGAGGACAGAGCCGACAUGAGCUUAGGCCCCAGGAGUUUCAGCCUCACGCCAGCUGGCUAAAUCGGGAGAAUGAGUUCGGUGGAACACAAGACUCCAGAAGGGAGGCAGAAGAAGGAAGUGAGGAAGGAGAAGGGGAGGAGACGGAAGCAGAAACGAAUAGCAACAGUGACAACUACGAUAAGGCAAAAGCGGAAAUGAUGGUCAUGGCAACAGAGAAUAGACGUGAGGACCUGCCGGAUACAGGACAGUCUGGAGGUCAAGAGGUCGCCUGGUCGAAGAUAAAACGACCGCUAAUGGACAGAAGAAGAAAGUGGCCUGCAUUUCCUAAGCCAAGUGGCCACGAGCCCUCUGGACAGAGUGGCUCCUCGCCUCAAACGCAUUCCAGCAGUCGAGCAGACAAUUCUAUGGCUGAAGAGAUGGUGUAUGCUUUGGUCAACGACACGGUGCGUUUGACCUGUCGCCCUGGAGAGGGAAGAUGGAUGAGUAUGCCUGGGCAAACAGGACGUCCUAUUCAAAGACAAUUACGCGCGAGCGAAGAUAAAAAAAUAUGCAAAGUGAGUAAAAAAUGGGCCCCUUAUAGUCUUGUAUCCUGGCGACCAAGAUUAAUCCUUUCGGAAUGUACAGACAACUCUUGA